AUGGAGGCGCGAGCUCACCCGUCGCCCCCGCCGGCGUCUUCUUCGGCGCCAUUCGCUGCGGUGGAUUCUGGCAUCGAUGCGGGCUCGUCGUCCGAGUUCGACCAGGAGAACAGCGGGAACCAUGCGCUUGAGGCCCACGACGACACGAGCGAGGCGUCGACGGAUGAAGGCUACGCAGAUUCCGACGCAUCGUCGUUCCUCUCGUCGAUCCUAUCCGAAGUGCGUCGCGGCGUGGAGAUUGAAGGGCGCCUCUACCCCAGCUACGGCAAGCAUGAAUAUGGCAUGCCCAUAGAUGAAAAAGAGCUUGACCGCAACGACCUGCAGCACCACAAGUACACACUGCUCCUCCGCGACCGCCUCUUCGUCGCGCCCAUUGCCGAGUCGAGAUUCGACCAUGGCAACUCGCGCGUGCUCGACCUGGGCACAGGCACGGGCAUCUGGGCCAUAGACAUGGCGGACAAGUACCCCAAGACGGAGGUUCUAGGCGUAGAUAUUGCAGCGACGCAGCCGGCCUUUGUGCCGCCCAACUGCGUGUUUGAAAUCGACGACGUGGAAGACGAGUGGCCCUAUCGCCCUGCGCACUUUGACUUUAUCCACGGCCGCGACCUCAUGACUGCGAUUCGCGACUGGCCGCGGCUGAUGGCGCAGGCCUACACACACCUGAAGCCGGGCGGGUGGAUCCAGCUUGCCAGCACGAUACCCGGAGCGCUCUCGGACGACGACAGCAUUCCCGAGAACAGCGGCUAUCUGGAAUCGGCACGCCUCUACUUUGAGAUUGCCGAGAAGAUGGGGGCGCCGCUCGAUGCACCGCGCAGCUGGAGCGCGCAGAUGAAGGAAGCAGGCUUCACCAAUGUCGAGGACGAAAUCUACAAAUUGCCCAUGGGCACGUGGCCACGGUCCAAGAGGCUGCGCACGGUGGGUAAGCUGGAGCAGAUUAUGAUUCUAGACGGUGGCUUUGAAGCGUACAUGCUGCGGGGGUAUACACAGGUUCUGGGCGGCAAGGCAGAGGAUUUGCAGAUUAUCCUUGCAUUGGCAAAGAGGGAGGUAAGGGAUCCGGCGAUUCACACAUAUGUGCAGUUCCACAUUACGUAUGGGCAGAAGCCUGAGUGA
This is a messenger RNA of Exserohilum turcica Et28A, 1110 nucleotides long. RefSeq lists its product as uncharacterized. The coding region runs from base 1 to 1110 and encodes 369 amino acids. NCBI's taxonomy places the organism in Eukaryota, Fungi, Ascomycota, Dothideomycetes, Pleosporales, Pleosporaceae. The transcript has 2 exons. Gene Ontology annotation, molecular function: methyltransferase activity. The record is from RefSeq and is a predicted model, not a curated record.